AUGACGCCUUUGGGGCCUAGUCCCACCCUACGUUCUCGAGUGAAACUGCACGACCUUCAUCCAACACUUGGGCCCGCUUUUCUGCAAGAUAAUUUCAAGAUACACCAAGGGCGUGACGAUCUCUCUUAUGGGGAUCGUAUUCAACGAUGGCGUCCGAGUCGUGGAAGGGUGCUGUUUUGCAUAUCGUUGCCUCUAUUUCUACUGCUCGGAUGGAUAUGUCGACCUUACCUUCAUUUCCGGUCUCUAUCAAUACCUCGAACGCCUGUGGAAGCCCAAUAUACGAACGAGACGAUCCUAACAAACGAUGUGCCGCAAACAACGAUCCUCCUACCUACACCGUCUCCUUCUCAACCUAUCGCACAUAAUCCACCGAAUUCAUCAUGGAAACCUCCCAUCAUCGACCGUACAUUCCUCAACCAACUCUCUCCUCCCACACGCGAUUCUCGCUCAGGCUACCAAUGGCCUCCCCUCAUCACCCAAAUUCCCGAGCCGUUCGAUGGCCCAAACCGAUUUCUCUUCCCCGCCCGGAUAUCCGAACAGGAAUCCAAAGCGCGUGUACACUUGGCGCAGAUUAUCCAGCUAUCCAAAGAGCUCAACCGGACUGUCGUGCUUCCGAGAGUGGGGAGGAGCCGUAUGGGGGCUUGUCAUCUGCUGGAUUUUGACACGUACUAUGAUAUCGAGAAGCUCAGGCUCGCUGGCGCUGAUGUGAUUAGUUUGGAAGACUUCCAGCGGGGUACAUCCCGUCAAACUGCGCAGAUUCUCACUCUCGCCUUGAAAGCCAACCCCAACAUGACAUCGACCCCGAUAGUCAUCGAUAAAAUUAAUGUACACCUCGCUCAGAAUGACGUCUCUUCUCUCCCUGAAUGUUUUGGGACACAUUUCAGCACUCUGGAUUUCCGCGGGUUCGACGCUCUAUACCUUAACCCUUCCAAACUCAAAAAACCCAUCUUCAAGGAGUUACUUGGCAUCAUUCAAACGUACCAGGGAGAUCCUGACGUCCUUGUCGUGAAUUAUGAUCUUCGUUACCCGAUAUUCCCCUCUUCUAGCACUCUGCAGCUCGCCUACUCGCCCUCUCUACUCUCACUCGCGUCAAAGCUUGCUCCACCAGAAGAAUACGUCAUGGUCCACUGGCGUAUGGAGUCUGUCCCGCACGAUGCGCUCUCACAAUGUGCAUACGCCCUCAUUGACGCGCUCCAUUCCGUUGACAUUCGCAAAAUUUGGUUCGCCAGUGAUUACCCGUACGCCCUGCGAGGACCUCGUUUAGCCGCCACUCGCAAGUCGAGUACUUUCAAGGAUUUCGGUGAUUGGCAUAAUGAGGCUGUCGACAUAUUACUCGAGGCAUUUGAUGACGGUGGCGACUUGCAUGGGUUUGAAAUCGUGGAGCUGGCGGAGAGAUUAGAAGGCAGCAACCGUUUGAUGACAGAUAGUGGUGUGUUGGGGAUCCUGGAUAAGGUGAUAGGAAUCAAAGCGAGUUUCUUUCUGAGUGCGGCUAAGGGAUGUGGUCGGAGGAGUUCGUUUACGCAACAGAUUAUUGAUGUAAGGAUGGGUGAAUUUGACGAGGUAAAGGAUCAUCAUAAGCUUAGAAAUGUUGUUGAUUAUUUCGGGUAA
Desarmillaria tabescens is the source of this 1608-nucleotide messenger RNA. RefSeq lists its product as uncharacterized. The transcript has 2 exons. The record is from RefSeq and is a predicted model, not a curated record. Lineage: Eukaryota; Fungi; Basidiomycota; Agaricomycetes; Agaricales; Physalacriaceae. Bases 1 to 1608 code for a protein of 535 amino acids.